Molecule: messenger RNA, 4629 nt
Organism: Armigeres subalbatus
Lineage: Eukaryota; Metazoa; Arthropoda; Insecta; Diptera; Culicidae
Exons: 4
Coding region: 780-4412 (1210 amino acids)
Biological process (GO): DNA integration
Molecular function (GO): nucleic acid binding; zinc ion binding
Source: RefSeq, a predicted model, not a curated record
GUCAAUGCUGUACAUUAAUUCUGGUGUCUUGUGUAGAGUUGAUGAAAUAUAAUCAUGACCAACCCUAUAACAAAAUGUCAUUGCAUAGCCCCUCGCUGCGAUAUUCAAAAGAGCGAACGUUAAAUUAAAAGAAAGAGUAAAAAGAAGAAAAUCUAGUUUUGGAGGCAGAGUUGUUUGAACUACGGUUGAGAGUGGUCGCGAAUAAAGUUGUUCUCUGUGAAUAAAUUGUAUUUUAUUACCGCUCCGAAAAGUGUACAAAAAAACCUACGUCGGCGAGACUCUACAAUUUGGCGCAGCCGAACGGAUUUUUUCCCCAAGAUGGACUACGACAAAAGUUGCCCGUUAGCACCAUUCAACGACGCGGUUGAUGCAUCGGAUCUCCGCCGAGAGUGGGAAGAGUGGUUAAGGGCGUUCGAACUCCUGCUGGAGUUGAAACAGGUUGACUCGCAGCACGAAAGACUGAUUCUUAUGCUGGUACGAGGUGGUCGUGGUCUUCAGAGGAUUUACUUUAAUCUGAGACCAGUGCCUGGUGAGAUUCAACCGGGACCAGCAAAAGUCCCACUUGCACCUCAGGAGACCCGGAAUACGAUAACGCUGUCAAACGCUUGAAUAACUUUUUCGUUGGAAAGCGUAAUGAGCGAGUUGAACUGGAAGUUUUCCGUUCAUUGAAACAGUCUACUGAAGAAUCCUUCAACAACUUCAUUUUGAAGCUCCGCACGCAGGCGAACCGAUGUGAUUUUCGAGAGCGUGAGGAGAAAGAAAUACUGCAGCAAGUAACGAUGGGAGCACGAGAUGACAGAGUAAGAGAUAAGGGUCUGGAGAAUGUAAUGAAUCUUGAUGAACUGACUAACUACGCUGUUAAUCGAGAACUCUUGGCAAAACAAAAAGAGAAAUCACACCCGUUUAAGGUAGACGCUGAACCGGUUAGUGUAUCUGCAGUGAAGCAAGUUUGGGGCAGAAAGUAUCAGCCCAGAGAGAGAUCUUUUGGAACAACCGUAUACAAGGGCGAAAAACCGUGGAAUGAUGGAAACCGUACUCGAUUGGAGUGCGAUCGUUGCGGUUCGUGGAAACAUCACAAAGAUUCACCAAGCUGCAUCGCUCGAAACUCGAAAUGCAACAAUUGCGGGCGUACAGGUCAUUUUGCCCGAAAAUGCAGAGCAGCACGGAAGAAACAACUCAAAUCCCGCAGCACCUGGAGACGUACCGAGAAUGAAGCAAACGCGCUACGAUAUGAUGACUGCGGCGAGAUAGAAGCAUUGCAACAUCGUCCGACGUCGGAGGAAUCUUUGAAGAUGAGCCGAAAAAGUGAUGGAAUUAUUACAUGCAUGAUUGAUCAACAUCCCGUCAUUUUUCUUAUCGACUCGGGAGCAGCAAUCAAUACUGUAACUGAGCAGGUUUGGAAAGAGCUCAUCAAUACAAGUGCAACACUUUUCAAGAAACGAUUUCAUUGUGAUCGAAAAAUUUUGUCUUAUGCUUCUCAAGAACCGCUUCGUGUUCUAACCAUUUUUGAAGCAUGGAUCUCGGUAAACGAAUCCAAGCCAAAAAGCUACGCCGAAUUUUUCGUCAUCGAAGGAUCGCAGAAGUCUCUCCUGAGUAAAAGAACAGCAGAAGAUUUGAAGGUCUUGAAUGUUGGUCUUGAGGUCCAAAACAUUGAGGUGAAAUCUGAAGCUUUUCCGAAGUUCCCCAAUGUCCAAGUUAAGCUGUCAAUUGAUGGACGUGUACUUCCACGGAAAAUAGCAUACUUGAGAGUACCUUCUGCAAUGGAGGAAAAGGUGGAUCAGAAAAUACUAGAGAUGCUGAACAAUGAUGUAAUAGAGCCGGUUGUGGGACCGCCGGAAUGGAUAUCGCCCAUGGUUGUGGUGCCUAAGGGGAAAGAUGAUAUUAGACUGUGUAUCAACAUGAAGUACCCAAAUGAAGCGAUACAACGUGAACAUUAUCCUCUUCCUAUGAUCGAUACUCUUCUGAAUAGGCUUAGAGGAUCGACCAUUUUCUCGAAACUUGAUAUCACAUCUGCAUACUAUCACAUUGAGCUCCAUCCGGAAUCUCGGGGAAUCACUACUUUUAUGACGAGCAGGGGGCUUAUGCGAUUCAAGCGAUUAAUGUUUGGAAUUAAUUGUGCCCCCGAGAUUUUCCAGCGGGUAAUGUCCGAAAUGUUAUCUGGAAUUCAAGGUGUUGUGGUGUAUAUCGACGACGUUGUGGUAGCCGGAAGUACCCAAGAGGAGCAUGACGCUCGAUUGCGACAAGUGUUAACCGUCCUGAAAAAUAAUAAUGCUACGUUGAAUAAAGCCAAAUGUUUGAUGGGGGUGACUGAGCUUGAGAUUCUGGGUUUCAAAGUUAGCGCAGCGGGUAUAUCUCCAUCAGAUGAGAAGAUUUCUGCUAUCAGAAAUUUCAGAAAACCAGAAUCUAAAGAAGAAACUCGAAGUUUUUUAGGUCUGGUGAACUUUGUCGGGCAGUUUAUCCCACACCUGUCAACGAGGUCUGAAGCACUGCGUAAAUAUAUAAGAGGAGAAGUUGAAGUUUUUGGGGUAGAUCAGCAAAACGCUUUUGAUGAUUUGCGAAAUGAGCUGUCAAACACUGUUCGCCAACUUGUAUUUUUUGACCCGAAGGAUAAGACAGAACUCUAUGUAGACGCAUCACCAGUGGGCCUUGGAGCAGUACUCACACAGCGGAACAGUGAACAUAUUUCAAGAAUCAUAAGCUUUGCUUCAAAAGGAUUGACAAAAACAGAAAGAGUGUAUCCCCAAACUCAGCGCGAAGCGUUGGCGGUCGUAUGGGCUGUCGAAAAAUUCUACCCUUAUCUGUUUGGAACCCAAUUUACAAUAUUCACCGACCACAAAUCUCUUGAGUAUAUCUUCGGAGGAAAGCAUCAACAAGGAAAGCGAGCUUGUUCAAGAGCUGAAGGGUGGGCGUUGCGUCUCCAGCCAUAUGAUUUCUGUGUGAAACAUAUUCCUGGUUCAUCAAACAUUUCAGAUGUGCUCUCCAGGUUAAGCGUACAGGCCAAUUCGAUAUCAGAUGCACCUUUCGAUGAAGCAACGGAACAUUACUUGUGUGCAGUUGGUGAUGGCCCGGCAGCAAUUUCUCUACAGGAAAUAAAAAUGGAAACUGAGCAGGAUGAGGUCCUCAAAACAGUGUUGAAAGCAAUACAUAGUCAAAACUGGCCAUCAGACCUUUUCCGGUAUCAAGCAUUCUCGAAAGAGUUAGGAAUAAUUGAUGGCAUUAUAGUCAGAGACGAAAGGAUUAUCUUGCCAACAAUUCUAAGACGAAGAGCCCUGAUAAUAGCCCAUCGGGGGCAUCCCGGAAUAGUCACAAUGCGACGUAACCUGCGUGAAAAGGUAUGGUGGCCACGCAUGGACCAAGAUGUUGGAGACUAUAUUCAAGAGUGUGCUGGAUGUGCAGCAGUAAGUGCUCAGGGGCCGCCAGAGCCUAUGGUGCGGAAACAAAUGCCGGAACGAGCGUGGCAAGAAAUUGCAAUUGAUUUCUUUUCGGCUAAGGAGUGCGCAACAUUUCUUGUUACGGUUGAUUACUACAGUCGCUUCCUUAGAGUUACGGAAAUGAAAGGAACGAACGCAGCGAAGACGAUCGAAGCGCUGGAAUCAUUAUUCCAUGAGCAGACAUACCCAGAAUCGAUCCGGAGUGAUAAUGGGCCACCAUUUUCAAGCGAAGAAUUUUCAAAAUACUGCAAGGAUAAGAACAUUCGACUCAUUCGUACUAUCCCAUAUUGGCCCCAAAUGAAUGGGUUAGUAGAGCGCCAAAACCAGGGUAUUUUGCGGACUCUGCGAAUCGCAAAGGCAAUAAAUGCAGAUUGGCGUAAAGCUGUUCGAGACUAUGUUUACGCAUACAACACGACCCCUCAUUCUGUUACUGGAAAAGCUCCGAUGGAAUUGAUGACCGGUAGACCAGUUAAGGAUCUAUUGCCGUCGCUUAGAACAGAAUCUCAUUGGCAGCGAGAUGAAGAAACUCGAGAAAACGAUGCGAUCAAGAAAAUGCAGGGAAAAAUAUAUGCGGAUCAGUGCAGGCAUGCUAAAGCGUCCGAUAUUGAUGUUGGAGAUGAAGUUUUACUAAGGAAUUACGAAACUGGAAAACUAGAGCCUAAGUUUAAACUGGAAAAGUUCAAAGUUGUCAAGAAAAACGGUAAUGACGUGAUAGUCACAAAUGAUGAAGGUGUUAUUUACCGUCGACCAGCAACUCAUCUUAAGAAAUGGUCACCCGGUAAAGAAGCUGGAACCAACACUUCAACUAUGAGCCAGCCCACCCAGAACUCGGACGCACCAGAAGGAGACUUAGACGAAACGAGUAGAAUGAUGUUGGGGAAGGAAGGCAAGUCGGGAGCAUUUAAGAGACAGGCCAAAGAACACACCAUGCCAAAACGUCCUAAGCGUGAGAAGAAACUACCCGCUAGAUUUAGUUCAUAGUUUAAAGUUUGGUUGAUAGAACCAUUUUUAUUAGAGUAGAGAAGGGAUGUAGAGUUGAUGAAAUAUAAUCAUGACCAACCCUAUAACAAAAUGUCAUUGCAUAGCCCCUCGCUGCGAUAUUCAAAAGAGCGAACGUUAAAUUAAAAGAAAGAGUAAAAAGAAGAAAAUCUAGUUUUGGAGGCAGAGUUGUUUGAACUACGGUUGAGAGUGGUCGCGA